Molecule: messenger RNA, 6212 nt
Organism: Osmerus eperlanus (European smelt)
Lineage: Eukaryota; Metazoa; Chordata; Actinopteri; Osmeriformes; Osmeridae
Gene: pgap1
Product: post-GPI attachment to proteins inositol deacylase 1
Exons: 26
Coding region: 125-2935 (936 amino acids)
Biological process (GO): endoplasmic reticulum to Golgi vesicle-mediated transport; GPI anchor metabolic process
Cellular component (GO): endoplasmic reticulum
Molecular function (GO): phosphatidylinositol deacylase activity
Source: RefSeq, a predicted model, not a curated record
GGGAAGCGGCAGUACUGUGUGUUUCCCAUAGAUUGUGUCAGACACGGAGAUGGGUUGCUUUGGCAGAAAUCAAGACAUGGGAGGACUACGCUUGUAAAUAGACAAAAGCAAAACUACAACAGACAUGAGAGUUGUCGCUGUGGCCUUUUACGCUUGUGCGUUAGGGCUUCUGGCGAUGGGCCUGCGAGAAUUAUUGUCGGGAUUCGAAGAAAAUAGGUGUAGCAUGACCUAUAUGUUCGAGUACCCGGAGUACCGGCGGGUGCUCCUGCCGCGGCGCGUGUCCAGGCUGUACCCUGCCUACGGGCUGUACCUGUACGGCGAGGGCCAGUACGCUCAGGAGACACACACACUGAAGCUCAGCGGCACCCCCGUGCUCUUCCUUCCUGGCAACGCAGGCAGCUACAAACAAGCUCGUUCGCUGGGCUCCGUGGCCCUGAGGAAGGCAGAGGCCCUGGAGGGCGGCCUGCAUCUCAACGUGUUCACCGUGGACUUCAACGAGGAGCUGGUAGCGCUGUACGGAGGCAGCCUGAGGAGACAGACUCUCUUCCUGCACGAGAGCAUUAAGGCCAUCCUGCGGCUCUACAAGCACCGUGAAGCGCCCCCCCGCAGCGUGGUGCUGGUGGGCCACUCCAUGGGCGGGGUGGUGGCCCGGGCCCUGUUCACCCUGCCCCGCUUCAGCCCUGCCCUGGUCAGCCUCAUCCUCACCCUGGCCUCGCCCCACCAGGCUCCCCCACUCUCCCUCGACACACAGCUGCUGGAGUUCUACUCUGCCGUCAGACAGAGGUGGGUGGAUCGGGGGGACGACUUGCGUAACGUGACGGUGCUUUCCAUCGGGGGCGGUUACCGUGACUACCAGGUGCGCUCAGGUCUGACGGCCCUGCCGUGUGUCACAGAUGACCCCAGCAAGCUGUCUUUGGUGGUCACAGCCGUCCCCAGGACCUGGGUGUCUACAGACCACCUGUCCAUCGUGUGGUGCAAAGAGCUGGUCCUCGCUUCUGUGAGAGCGUUAUUUGACCUCAUCGACCCCCAGUCAGGACAGUUUUCAGAGGAUCCAGAGAGGAGAAUGGCUGUUCUGAACCAUCACUUCAUCAGACAUCCUGUCCACAUGCUGAACGAACCACAAGAGGCCCCCUUCUCCUUCUCAGGUUCUCCUGAUGUUUGGAGCGAGGUGAACACACUUCGCCUGGCUUAUACCGCCCCGAAGGAAGGCCAAGUCAAGUACUUCCUGUUUGCGUUGUCCAGUCGCAGGAAAGCCUACAGUCACUUCUACUGCCGGAGCACAAGCCUGGAAAUGACCAGCUGGGUUUACGGUUGCACUCAGAGGAAUGGAUCUAUGUGUGUUCAAGCGGUAGAUCUGUCUUCAGGGACUGAACUUCUACCAGCCUACAAGGUUCUGAUCCUGAGGCUCAGAGAUAUGUCUGCAGUCUCUCAUCUGGUCGUAGGGGCCUCCAACCUCAACGGCAAGCAGUUCACGGUGGAGUGUGAGUGGCAGCGAGAGGAGUCUCAGACCAUAUCUGUGUCCGUGCCGCACGUUCUCUCCUUCGGUAUGACUGCUAGCGAUGCCACUGUCAACUCCUCUGGACUUCUCCACAUAAUAGAGCUGAAGCACUUUCACCAGGUCUAUCAGGCCUUUAGAAUCAACGUUGUGAGCCACUGCAAGGUCGCCAAAGACAGGCUGCCUAACGUAUACAGGAUGAAGGUGCCCUGGUUUAGAGAGGACUCACUCACCACUUCCAGCGUUCCCUCGGUAACGGAGCUAUCAGGCAUGCUCCACACCAGUCGCCCUGACAACACCUCAGGUGUCCUCCUGCAGCUCCACACUGCCCCCAACUGCCAGUACAAGGUGUCAGUGAGGACUUCAUUUCCCAGGGUGCUCGGACAGGUGCUGAGGGUGUGUGGCCAGGUGCUGCCUGUGUACACGGCUGUAGCGCUCCUCCUGGCCUGCAGGGGGCAGCUGUCCUCCAUCGUAAGGACGGGGGGCUCUCUGGAGAUGAGCCAGGCUGUGGCAGGAGGCCUGCAGCCCCACAAAGUAGACCUGCCCAUCUACCUGCUGCUGCUGCUGCUCAGACAAAGCUGGUUCCAGGAGGGCUGGUCGGCUCUCUGUCUCCCCCCUGUGGACGCGCUCCCCUCCACCUCCCCUGAUGGUUCCUCCCACACGGCCCCGCCCGAUGAAUGGCCCCGCCUCCUGGCCCCCCUGCUGUACGUGCUGGGAGCUGCUGUUGCAUUCUGGGGCAGCACAGUCCUCCGGCUCUCCAUCCACCUCCUGUCUUUGCUGCUGGCUCCCCUGCACGGACCCUCUAUCUCUCAAGACUGUGGCACCCUGCGUCUUCGCACCCAGCUCCUCCUCAUCCUGUCUCUCAGUGUCCUGGGUGGAACUUCCUGUGGAGCCCUGUCAAUCACUGCCAGCUUCCUGCUUCACCUCUAUAGAGUGCUAAAACUUCAAAUGACAGAGAGGUCGUUGAGUCACAUGCUUAACCUGGCACCACAGAAGCAGAGGGAGCAGGAGAACGGCAGCACGGACGUCAAGCCGCACGCCACGCCGAGGGAGUGCAACGGCGCCCCCCUGCUGUCGGAGUGUGUACUGCAGGGCGUGAGGUCCGACCUGCAGCUCCACCUCAGCCUGUCGGCUCUGUUUACCGUGCCGCUGAUGCUGAGCGCUCCCUCGCUCCUGCACUGGGCACGCAGCCUGAGGUAUUCCACUCAGCUAGAUCCUGACCCCUGCUGGCCUCACACUGUGCCUCUCCUCAUCGCCAAUGUGCUGCUGGUCAACUGUGAUGUUGUGAAGCUCAGCAACAGUAAACUCCUGCCUCUGACGUCAUACUUCCUGCUGCCCAUCUCAAUCGCCAUGGUGACCUUCUCACCGCUCCAUCUAUACCGUGUGACCUACUUCCUGUCGGCCGCCCUGCCCCUGCUUGCCAUUUCCUGUUUUGUGUGAUGCAUGUCACAGAGAGCCGGCUGUGGGCUGGGCCUCAGCCCUGAAACAGCCCAGGUCAGGGGUGUACAAGCAGCUCAGUCAGUCUCCCACACGCUGCUCUUGAGCAGAGAGACACAGAUAACAGUAUUAACCCCUUCCUAAAUCCACCCCUCACUACGACCAGCUUGGUUUGGGAGAUCUAACGCGCACAGACGAUGGUUCAUCCACUGGCUGGUUGAAAUGCCCAUCCUUCCAGCUGUCCAGUCCACUCAGACCUCCAGAAAGGUUUACUCUGUCAGCUGUAGGGUCUGGUUCUGUGCCACGUGGGCACCAUAGGUCUGUCUGGAGAGGAUGUAAUCAGCUGGUAGUCUUUGAUGCUUCUUUAGAAUUUGUGUGAUUUACCCUACAGCUCCACUCUGGCUCACCUGAGGAGGAACCAGAGAUUACAACCUGGGUGUUACUGAUGUGGUUUCAAUACAAAUACACUACUGUGGGCAUUUGGUAUGGUAUGUUUGUGAUCUCGAGGGUGUGUGUCUUGAAGAUGGAUGGAUGGAUGGAUGGAUGAAUGGACGGCCAUUGUCAUCCCUCUACCUUACCUGUCGAGGGCCCUGCUCACCUGGGCUGCUACUCAGCACCAUGCUGUCCUCAACUGUAGAGCUGUGAAGCUCUGAGCCUUAACCCCCCCCCCCCCCCCCCCCUGCUCAACACCCAUCCUCCACCUCAGAAACCACCACAGCUACAGGAAUUAGGUUCAUUUGAAUGUAACAGGAUUUUCGCUGGCCCAGGUACGUAGAUGACAAAUCAUCGUAUUAUUAUGAAUUGACUUUCAUUAUAGUCAAGUUGCAAAUCUGGUUGUUUAGUUACUUUAGAGCAUAAAUACAUAAUAAUGGCUUACAUUGUUCAUACAUUUUCAUUAAGGGGAGUCUGGCAAGUUUGAGUAAUAAGGUUUUUAAAAUGUAUUAUUGGUUAAAAUUGUCCUUAACUAUCAACUGUUUAGCCUCGGAAUUCAAGAUGGAUCCGCUGGUGCUGGGAGAUAUAAUUGAAAUAUGGUGAACGUCUUUUAAACUUGUAAAACGCUGAAGCAAAGAUGGUGUCAUAUCACUGUCACUGGCACACUAUGGCCAGAACGCCUGUUGCUGUUUAACUGCUGUGCGUUUUGAGAUUUUUGUUGGUUUCUUUUUUUGGGUUGCCAAAACUUUAGUUUGUUGAUGUGUCUACACUUUGACACUCACCAGCGUCUGUUCUUCAGCUCUCGGUUGAUAUCUGUUGGUCAGAACACCCAGUGCCUUUCUGCCGAUAAGCCCCCUCAUCUGUCAACACACCUGGCCAGACACUCUUGUCACAGAGACCAGCACCUCUGACAAACUGAUCUAGCCUCUGCUGUUUCCUGCUGCAGGCUACAACCUGAGCAACCCCACCUGAAAGUUACGAGAAGGUUCUAAGACAGCCUUUCUCAUCCCUGGUCCUACAUGUUCUAGAUGUUUCCCUGCUCCAACACACCUGAUUUAAAUGAAUGGGUCUUUAUCAAGCUCAUAGGUAACCUGGUAGCGAUCCUUUCAUUUGAAUCAGGUGUGUUGGAAGAAGAAACGUGUAGAACAUGCAUAUGAGGACCAGGGCUGCGAAAGGCAGCUUUGAGUUCGGGGGAAUUUCACAGAUGUCAGUUGUCUUUCAGUAACACCACAGCAGUAAUGGACCACUUUUUUGCCUUUUGACAUGAUAUUAUAAACAUGGUGUUCUGUUAACGUAUGUGUGCUGGCAGCUGCAACCAACACUUCUUUUCAAGUAUCACUACUAUCGACAGAGAUGUUAACACAACAGGCUAAGAAUGAAAACCUUUCUAUACUCCUGUCCGCUCCUGGGACCAAAACCACACACACGCUCCCUCCACAGUGACACCCGUGUCACAUGCACUGUGAAUGUACCUGUGUCUGUGUGUACAGGUAUAUACUAUUUGUUUGAGUGUAGAGAAGAUGUUGCGUUAUCGACACUUUUGUGUGUACAGUAUGUCUCUAUAUAGGGUACUAUUUUAGUGCUUUUAAAAUGCACUCUUUUCUCAUUCCAAACGUGAACAGAUAGCUAUAUCUUGUGGUGAAAGUAGUAGAAAUGACAGUGUUUUCUAUGAACAUGAUUGUGUUUUUUUUAUUGGUGUUCACUGUGACCGUGCCGUAACUUCUCAAGCAGAUAUGGAGAGUAUCGUAUCCUCAGUCAAGUCUAUAAGGAAGCUCUCGUUCUGACACAAGCUCUGAAAAUGUCCCUGACCUACUGGUGAAUUAUGCUCACGUUUGUUAUGAUGGGAACUGUUAUUCAACACAGACAGUUGCUACAAGGAUAUCUGACAGAUUUCCUUGUAGCAACUGUGACAGGACUUAAAUCAAGACGUGUUUCAGUGUCUUCUGACGUCUAACCUGCUUUGGUGGACCUUCGACCAAACGGUCUGCAGCUGACUUGAGAAUCAGCUGAUCAGCAUCUCCAUGGUUCCUCAAUAUAUACAGAAUUUAGCCAAUAUUAUGCUGUUCUGCUAGUAAAGAGAAGACCCAUGGUAAUGUUAUUUAACUGUUAAUGAUUCAUUUGCGAGCUGCCUUGAAAUCCGAAGGAAUCUUUAUGUUGUACAUAAAAAGUGUCAGAUGUAAGUAGACGUGAAUAUCAGUUUCAUUGCAGUGGCUGAUGUUGUAUUUGAACCCGUGAGACAACCAGAGUCCUUAGUUAAUUGUGUGGAUUUCCAGACUUGCACAAGAGAUGACUGCAGUCAUAACACAAAUAAAAACCAUGACAGACUCACAUUAUGCCUGGCAUACUGUAUUGAUUCCUUAUGACACCUUUGACACAGUGAACAACGUUGUCAUGCUUUUACAUGGGCAGUUUGUGAGUAAAAGCUGUUAAUUGUGGAAGUGAGCGUCGAAUUAGCUGUAGCGUGACUAUGUAAACACUGCAUCGUGUAGUUAAGCUAAUAAUUCGGUCUCGCAUCGUUUGUUCCUAGAGUGAUUUCUCUAUAACCUUGUCAAUAGCUGAUCCUAAAAGAGACCGUUCUUAAAGACCUUGCUGAAGCAGAUUGGUUAGCUGGGCAUUUUACUGAAAUUGAAACCAGAUUGGACAUUGUCUAAGGGAUAUUUUGUUGUUGUUUUGGGUGGUGUACAAUGGAUAGACUUUGGCAUACCCAAUUCUCAGGUUUAAGCAUUGUCAUAAGAAAAAAGUUUUGUUGUUUUUAUAUUUUUCAAAUUUUUAAAUCAAUUGUUAUGAUACAUGGGAUGUUGUGGAAUUUGUAAGCAUUAUUGCUGUUCAAAUAAAAUUGGGAGACGCA